UUAGGAUAUAUGGUUUUUUAAUUUAUAUUUAUGUAAAUAAGUUUAAAUAAAUGUCUGAAAAAGAUUAUGCCCCCCUUAGUUCAGCGUGUGUCCGUGCGUUGCACGAUAAACUUUACGAUAGAAGAAAAACUGCUGCCCUAGAAAUCGAAAAAAUGGUUAAAGAAUUUGCUGCAGUGAAUAACACCGGUCAAAUAAAAAAAAUUCUGAAAGUGUUAGGUCAAGACUUUUCACUUUCACAAAAUCCUCACGCUAGAAAAGGGGGUUUAAUUGGAUUAGCUGCUAUAUCUAUAGCAUUGGGAAAGGAUACUGAGAUGUAUGCAGAUGAAUUAAUUAAACCUAUUUUGGGAUGUAUGGUUGAUCAAGAUCAAAGAGUACGUUAUUAUGCAUGCGAAUCACUUUAUAAUGUGGUUAAAGUAUCUAGGGGAGCUGUACUUCGGCAUUUCUCAGCAAUUUUCAACUGUUUAAGUAAAAUUGCCACAGAUCCAGAUCCAAAUGUAAAAGUUGCUUCAGAGUUACUUGACAGACUUCUUAAGGAAAGCGUACUAGAAAAUACAUCAUUUAAUUUAGAUGGAUUCAUUCCUUUACUCAGAGAAAGAAUUUAUACAAAAAAUGCAUUUUCUAGACAAUUUAUCAUCUCUUGGGUAACUGUUUUAAAUUCAGAACCUGGUUUGGAUUUAAUAAGUUAUUUACCCGAAAUAUUAGAUGGAUUGUUCAGGAUUUUGAGUGAUCCUAAUCCUGAGGUGAAAAAAAUGUGCGAAACAAUUUUAGGAGAGUUUUUAAGAAAAAUUAAAGCUAAUCCCUCUAAUGUUAAUUUUGGUGCUAUGAUUAAUAUUCUUAUAAACCAUGCCCAAGAAAAGGGCGACGACUUGGCACAGUUUACAGCUAUCACUUGGAUAAAAGAAUUUGUACAAUUAUCGGGAUCUGCUAUGUUGCCUUACAUGUCAGGAAUAUUCACAACAGUUCUACCAUGUUUAUCAUACGAUACAGACGCCCGGAGAAUGACAGACAUUAAAGAAACCGCAACGGCUGUCAACUUCACAUUAAUGAAGCUGAUAUCAUUACAAGGUGACACAGACAACUUAUUGAGGCCAACGUUAGUUUCCGAAGAAGAAACAUCAAACGAAUUAGAUCUAAAUUCCGUAUUAAACGUUUUAAAUCAAUACCUUUUGCAUAAUUCGAUUCAAACUAAAGUAGCGGUUCUAAAAUGGAUUCACGAUUUGUACAUGAAGUUACCAAAUAAAAUGGGCGAAUAUAUCGACGUACUUUUUCCCGCCCUACAAAAAACUCUGUCAGACGGAUCCGAUCAAGUAGUACAACAAUGUCUAGUUGUUAUAGCCGAAGUUAUAUCUUCACCCGGGGCAGCAGAAGUUAACGAUAAAGGUACAAAUACUUAUUAUAAUAAAUUUAUGGUGAGUUUAUUAUUUUUGUUUAGUAACGAUAGGAAAUUAUUGGACGAAAGGGGUUCGUUUAUUAUAAGACAACUCUGCGUUUUAUUGAACGCUGAAGAUAUUUUCAGAACGUUGGCUCAAAUACUUAGAAAUGAAAAUAAUCUCAAGUUUGCUAAUAUUAUGGUAGAACAUUUGAAUAUGAUUCUGUUAACUUCUUCCGAACUGUAUAUUUUGAGAAAUAAACUAAAAGAUCUAAAAACCGAGACUAGUAAAUCGUUGUUUUGUUGUUUGUACGAAACUUGGUGUCAUAACCCAGUAGCGACAGUAUCAUUGUGUCUAUUGACCCAGAGUUACAGUCACGUAUGUGACUUAAUUAAACUGUUUGGUAAUUUGGAAGUAACUGUAGAUUUUUUGAUUGAAAUCGACAAAUUAGUCCAACUUAUUGAAUCUCCUAUUUUUGCUUAUUUAAGAUUGGAAUUACUUGAAGUACCUUGUAAUAAAAGCUUAGUGAGAGCUUUAUACGGACUCUUAAUGUUAUUACCACAAACGGAUGCGUUUACAACUUUAAGAACCAGAUUAAGCUGUAUUCCUAGCUUACAAUUACACUGUGAAGACAAUAAUGUUACCAAAAAGAAGUCGUCCCUUGUAUCUACUGUAAAUUUCCAACAACUUCUUGACCAUUUUAUUGAUGUCCAAGAAAAACAUAAAGAAUAUAAACAAAGUCAACGUUCCAAAGAAUUAUUAACUCUAGAUAAGGAAACUAAUAAUGUUGAUGUGUGAAUUAUUACCGUUUUUAACUAUAUAUUUGUAUAUAUUUAUUUAUACAUUCCAGUUUUCAAAAUAUAUAAAUGUUAUUUGUA
Messenger RNA from Diorhabda carinulata, 2248 nucleotides. Its product is annotated as protein VAC14 homolog. Gene Ontology annotation, biological process: phosphatidylinositol biosynthetic process; positive regulation of kinase activity. The record is from RefSeq and is a predicted model, not a curated record. Gene Ontology annotation, cellular component: endosome membrane; PAS complex. The transcript is spliced from 14 exons. The coding region runs from base 51 to 2168 and encodes 705 amino acids. NCBI's taxonomy places the organism in Eukaryota, Metazoa, Arthropoda, Insecta, Coleoptera, Chrysomelidae.